AUAAACACACCUCUAUCCCUCAAGAAAUCACACCUCCAUCCCCCAGGAGAACACACCUACAUCCCCCAAAAGAACACACCUCCAUCCCCCAAGAGAACACACCUCCAUCCCUCAAGAGAACACACCUCCAUCCCCCAAGAGAACACACCUCCAUCCCCCAAGAGAACACACCUCCAUCCACCAGGAGAACAAACCUCCAUCCCCCAAAAGAACACACCUCCAUCCCUCAAGAAAACACACCUCCAUCCCCCAAAAGAACACACCUCCAUCCCUCAAGAGAACACACCUCCAACCCCCAAGAGAACACACCUCCGUCCCCCAGGAGAACACACCUCCAUCCCCCAAGAGAACACACUUCCAUCCCCCAGGAGAACAUACCUCCAUCCCCCAAGAUAACACACCUCCAUCCCCCAAGAGAACACAUCUCCGACCCCCAGGAGAACACACCUCCAUCCCCCAAAAGAACACACCUCCAUCCCUCAAGAGAACACACCUCCAUCCCCCAAAAGAACACAUCUCCAUCCCCCAAGAGAACAUACCUCCAUCCCCCAGGAGAACACAUCUCCAUCCCUCAAGAGAACACACCUCCAUCCCCCAAGAGAACACACCUCCAUCCCCCAAGAGAACACACUUCCAUCCCCCAAGAGAACACACCUCCAACCCCCAAAAGAAUACACCUCCAUCCCCCAAGAGAACACACCUCCAUCCCCCAAGAGAACACACCUCCGUCCCCCAGGAGAACACACCUCCAUCCCCCAAGAGAACACACCUCCAUCCUCCAGGAGAACACACCUCCAUCCCCCAGGAGAACACACCUCCAUCCCCCCAGUAGAACACACUUCCAUCCCUCAAGAGAACACACUUCCAUCCCUCAAGAGAACACACCUCCAUCCCCCAAGAGAACACACCUCCAUCACCCAGGAGAACACACUUCCAUCCCCCAAGAGAACACACCUCCAUCACUCUGGAGAACACACCUCCAUCCCCCAGGAGAACACACUUCCAUCCCCCAGGAGAACAUACCUCAAUCCCCCAAGAGAACACACCUCCAUCCCCCAGGAGAACACACCUCCAUCCCCCAGGAGAACACACCUCCAUCCCCCAAGAGAACACACCUCCAUCCCCCAGGAGAACAUACCUCAAUCCCCCAAGAGAACACACUUCCAUCCCCCAGGAGAACACACCUCAAUCCCCCAAGAGAACACACCUCCAUCCCCAGGAGAACACACCUCCAUCCCCCAAGAGAACACACCUCCAUCCCCCAAGAGAACACACCUCCAUCCCCCAAGAGAACACACCUCCAUCCCCCAAGAGAACACACCUCCAUCCCCCAAGAGAACACACCUCCAUCCCCCAGGAGAACACACCUCCAUUCCCCAAGAGAAUACACCUCCAUCCCCCAAGAGAACACACCUCCAUCCCCCAGGAGAACACACCUCCAUCCCCCAAGAGAACACACCUCCAUCCCCCAGGAGAACACACCUCCAUCCCUGAAGAGAACACACCUCCAUCCCCCAGGAUAA
Messenger RNA from Pecten maximus, 1523 nucleotides. Its product is annotated as extensin-like. The annotation marks the transcript as partial. The record is from RefSeq and is a predicted model, not a curated record. The transcript has a single exon. Lineage: Eukaryota; Metazoa; Mollusca; Bivalvia; Pectinida; Pectinidae.